CGCAGAAGACGCUCUAGCUGAGAAUCGAACCACUCAGCAUCUUGCUGUAAGGCGACAACGCUACCGCAGCACUACCACCGCAGUCAGCAUAGAAUAGCGCUAAGGGCCGCCUGCGGCCCACGGGUUGGACACUUCUGGUUUACAUGACAUGCCUACGAAGAAAACAUUUUUACUUCUUAUCUAACAUUUCCUGAAGUUGAUGUUGCUUGUAUUUAUAGGGCCUGUUUUAUGAAGCUGAGCGAAGUUGAGUGUUGCUGUCCUUUCGUUACUUUGGAAGUGAAGACCAAGUUGAAAACUAAAGAUGCCUGCUGGACAAGUGCUUCAGCCAGUAAUGAAGCUAAAAGUGGAUGAACUCUUCUUGACUUGGCUGACUAAACCAAGCACACAAGCUCAGCUAAAAGAUUAUUUAAGACGAAUCAAAAAUGGGGAAAAAGUGGAAGGAGGAGAAAUACAUGAUAACCUGAACAAAAAUAACAGCAAUAAAAAGGACUGCAGUCCUCAGCAAAAAAGAGCAGAUAGCUUGAUUUCUCCUCCGUUGUCCCCUUCUAGCCCUCCUGUACAUAUUUCUUCUGCACUUCCUUUGGGUUCCUCUGCAAGUCCAAGAAGUGGAGCAAACACAAGGACACCACGGAGAACUUCCAGUGUUUCAAUACAGGUUCAGAAAAAGAAAGAAGACCCUCUGCCACCAGCUUCUAGUCAAACAAUUCCAAAAUUUUAUUUUCCAAGAGGAUGCCCAAAAGGAAAUAUUAACAUUGAAGAUGUUAUUAAAAGGAUAGAACAGACCUUUUCUCAAUUUCACAAUGAAAGGGCCACACUAGAAGACAUGGCAAAAGUAGCAAAGUCUUGUGGUUGUCCCCUGUACUGGAAAGCACCUUUAUUCUUUUUUGCUGGUGGAGAUAGGACAGGCUGUCUGUCAGUUCAUACAUUCAUUGCAGUAUGGAGAAAAAUACUACAGACUUGCCAUGAUGAGGCUGCAAAGUUCUUGAGUCUUCUUUCAAAACCUGGAUGCAAUUAUUUGGAACAAGAUGAUUUCAUUCCAUUCUUGCAGGAUGUAGUUAAUAGUCACCCAGGUUUAUUGUUCCUGAAAGAAGCAACAGAAUUUCAUCCUCGCUACAUUACCACAGUAAUACAGAGGAUAUUUUAUACAGUAAACAGGUCCUGGUCUGGAAGAAUUACUUGCACAGAACUCAGAAAAAGCAACUUUUUACAGAAUGUGGUGUUACUGGAAGAAGAGGAUGACAUUAAUCAGCUGACGGAUUAUUUCUCAUAUGAGCAUUUCUAUGUCAUCUACUGCAAAUUCUGGGAGCUUGACACAGACCAUGACCUCUACAUUGAUAAAAAGAGUCUUUCUAGGCACAACGAUCAUGCUAUAUCCAGUCGGAUGAUAGACAGAAUAUUUUCUGGAGCAGUUACUAGAGACAGAAAAGCUCAAAAAGAUGGGAGGCUGAGCUACGCUGAUUUUGCCUGGUUUCUGAUUUCAGAAGAGGACAAGAAGACCCCAACUAGUAUUGAGUAUUGGUUCCGCUGCAUGGAUCUUGAUGGUGAUGGAGUGUUGUCGAUGUAUGAAUUGGAGUAUUUCUAUGAGGAGCAGUGCCAGAAGCUGGAGAACAUGGCCAUCGAACCCCUGCCAUUUGAAGAUUGUCUCUGUCAGAUGAUGGACCUUGUCAAGCCUGUUUGCGAAGGUAAAAUCACACUUCACGAUCUGAAGAAAUGCAAGAUGGCAAAUGUGUUUUUCGAUACAUUUUUCAACAUUGAGAAGUACUUGGAUCAUGAGCAGAAGGACCCAUUUGCUGUUCUUAAGGAUGGAGACUGUGAAGGGCAGGACAUUUCUGACUGGGAGAGGUAUGCCGCUGAAGAAUAUGAUAUUCUAGUUGCUGAAGAAGCCAAUGAAAUUUGGAGAGAGAGCUUCGAAACAGAACUGGAUGGUUCAAACAGGCGAAUGGCUGGUGAUCACACCAGAGCAGAGAAGAGGGCAUUCUUUGAAAUUCCCAAUGCACAGUUCAUUGAUGAAAUUGAUGACUAUGAAGAGGACUUUGAAUAACCAGUUAUGAAUUAAAGUUGCAGCUGGUCUGCAUUACAUAUUGUAAGGUUGCUGGCUGGAUUCUGGUAAAACAGAGAGCAAUUUGCACAAAUGAGCAUGCUCAUGCAUUUUCAUACUACUGAGUUUUCUUUCUUGUACAUAUAAGAAGGGCAUCUGUUGUAGGCUCAGAACAAGAUAGUAUGUUUGACUGUUAAUAGAUGCUCACGUAUCACAAAGGUUGUCCAUUUAAUGUUAUGAUGAUUUGUUUGGUCAGUACUUGUGUAUACAUAAUAGUUAACUGGUAUUUAUGUAAAAGGCUCUCACUUCAUUAAACAAAUUUUUAAACAGUUUACAUAUUAGUAGUAAUAGAUUUUAAUUACUAUGAAUUUAUGACUUGGUACAUUUUUGAUGCAUUUUUCUACAAUUAUCUGUUCCAUUACAGACUGUACUUGCUUUAUAAAUGGUUGUAUAUGGAUGAUGUAUAACUGUUUUGUUUUCUACAUUUAAUUUACAUAAGCUUACAUAUAAAAACAUUGCAGGUCAACUUAAUAAUUUACAUACUCCCAGCAGGUCAGCUUAAAAAUAAUAAUAUAUAUACUCACAGGUCUAACAGCAUGUUAACAGUAGGUCUUACCUUCUGUUUUCACUUGUUUUUAUAUGCCUCCCACCACCACCACCAAAUCUAGAUGAAGAUCUGGAAGGAUAGUAGUGAAGUCAAAUAUUUGCACUACAUGAGUUUCUGGCACUUAGUUGGUACUUGACUUUGUUUCUUUUACCCAUGGCUUUAAAAUUGAGCUAAUAUAACAUUCCAUAAGUGUUCAGAUAUGGCCUUCCUUCCAGACUAGAGAUGGUACUUUUUUGUUUAGAUGGGAUGGGACUAAACAAGCAUCUUUCAGGGGUUACCAGUGCCUUGAAAUGUAAAGAAUAUAAAGUACAACUUAUUUUGUGCUGCCUUGUAAUUAUAAAGAAAGUUUCCAUGCCAAAUGUAUAAAGAUGUAUGUAUUUAUUUUGUUUGCAGUGUAAAUUUAAUGAAUUUGAAAACUGUUUCUUAAAUCAUGUGUAAUGUAUUUUCAGAAUAAAGUAUUUAUAGAUGCA
Molecule: messenger RNA, 3115 nt
Organism: Protopterus annectens (West African lungfish)
Lineage: Eukaryota; Metazoa; Chordata; Ceratodontiformes; Protopteridae
Gene: PPP2R3B
Product: protein phosphatase 2 regulatory subunit B''beta
Exons: 13
Coding region: 302-2041 (579 amino acids)
Biological process (GO): protein dephosphorylation
Cellular component (GO): protein phosphatase type 2A complex
Molecular function (GO): protein phosphatase regulator activity; calcium ion binding
Source: RefSeq, a predicted model, not a curated record